CUUCAGUCUUCUCGGGUUGGAGACGACACAGUUUGUUCCAACUCCAAAAACGUGUGCCCAAGUCCACACAACUCCUGGGAAGACAGUCCUCUCCCUUACAAGAAAAGCCUUUUAGUCGAAUAAUCGUUGAAAGAAUAAAAGUCAAAGUUAAAAGGCAGGCUUGUUUGAGAGGGAGGAGCAGAGAGAGGAACCCCAGGACUGUUGGAAACUCUACUCCUUUGCUGUCAGCAUGACGGAGAAACCGCCACUGGACAGCACUGAGGACAGAGCCUGGCUUGGCGAGGGCCAGUCUGAAACUCAGCUCGACGCUGUGAACGGGACUGAUGGAGCUGACGAUGACCGUCCAGCGUGGGACUCAAAGAUCCAGUAUGUGUUGGCCCAGGUGGGCUUCAGUGUGGGCUUAGGGAACGUGUGGAGGUUCCCUUACCUCUGCCAUCAGAAUGGAGGGGGGGCCUUCAUGCUGCUGUAUGUUUUUCUUUUGCUGAUUGUGGGAGUUCCUCUGUUUUUUAUGGAGCUGGCUGCAGGCCAGAGUAUUCGCCAGGGAAGCAUCGGCGUUUGGAAGCACAUUUCUCCAAAGCUGGCAGGGAUCGGCUAUUCCAGCUGCAUGGUGUGUUUUUACGUGGCUCUCUACUACAACGUCAUCAUUGCAUGGAGCUUAUUCUACAUGGGCAACUCUUUCCAGUAUCCUCUGCCAUGGGAGCAGUGUCCCAUUGAUGUUUCUACAAACGAUACAGUGAAAGAAUGUGCUAGUUCCUCCCCAACAUCCUACUUCUGGUUUCGCAAAGCACUAAAUAUCACAAACUCCAUCGAGGAAUCUGGGGAGUUUAACCCCAUCAUGACGGGCUGUUUACUGGCUGCUUGGACGAUCGUGUCUUUAGCCAUGAUCAAGGGCAUCAAAUCUUCUGCAAGGGUGAUGUACUUUUCCUCUGUCUUCCCCUAUGUGGUGCUCUUCAUUUUCCUCAUCAGAGGGUUGUUAUUGGAGGGUGCAAUGGAUGGAAUCACCUACAUGUUUUAUCCUAAACUUGAGAUCUGGGGGAACGUCCAGGUGUGGCGGCAGGCUGCUACACAGGUGUUCUUUGCCCUCGGGCUGGGCUAUGGCUCCGUUAUCGCAUAUUCCUCCUACAACCCGGUCCACAACAACUGCCACAGGGACGCUCUGAUGGUGUCUGGCAUCAACUUCAUGACGUCUGUGCUCGCCUCGCUUGUGGUUUUCGUCGUGCUCGGUUUCCGUGCCAGGAACAUCGCUCUGCGCUGUGUGGCUGAAAAUCUUGGUCUUCUAAACGUCAUGGCGUCUCAUGAGUGGAACCAGCCCUUAGUCAAACUGGGUUGGCCAUGGAUCAAUACAACAGACCCUGGCUCCAUUCCUCUGGCUGACUACAGACACUGGUACGAGCAGUACGGCUCCUUGAUGGGGCCCAACAUCACCGACUGUAGUCUGGAGGAGGAGAUGAAUAAGGGCGUUGAAGGUACAGGCCUGGCAUUCAUCGCCUUCACCGAGGUGAUGGCUCUUUUCCCUGCCAGCCCCUUCUGGUCCACCCUGUUUUUCCUCAUGUUGCUCAACCUGGGGCUCAGCACCAUGUUUGGGACCAUGCAGGGAAUCCUCACACCGCUCAUGGAUAAUUUUAGCCUCUUGGGCCGUCACCGGACUCUGCUCACUGUCUCCAGCUGUGCUCUGGGCUUCUUACUUGGACUCAUAUUCACUCAACGCUCUGGAAACUACUUUGUGACGAUGUUUGAUGACUACUCCGCGACUCUGCCGUUGGUCAUCGUGGUGAUCUUCGAGACCAUCAGCGUGGCCUGGGUUUAUGGGACUGAUCGAUUCCUUGAUGAUAUUGAAAUCAUGCUCAACUGGCGCCCUCCGGUGGUGUAUAAAUAUCUGUGGAAGUACGUCUGCUUGCUGGCCAUGGUUGGUCUCUUGGCAGCCAGUCUGCUACGGAUGGUCUUUAAAAGUCCAACAUAUACAGCCUGGAACCAAAGCACAGCCUCUGAGAUGACCCUGGAAUACCCAGGCUGGGCCCUGGCUAUGAUCGUCAUGCUCAUAGUCUUCGCCAGCUUGCCUGUUCCUAUUGGCUAUCUCCUCUCUUUGCUGAGAAGCCGUGGAGGUCGUAACAGUCUCCCUGAGGAGGGAGAGCCCCCGGAGGUGCACCGUGAGCUGUACACGAAGUGCAACUCUGUCGAGCAGCUGGACUCCAACUCCCAACACAGACCCGAGGAGGACGAGACUCGACCCAGGGCCGGCUUCCUACCGCUGGGCCACGAACUGUACCGACUCCUUCCACAGCAGGAGGAUGAAGAUGAGGAGCAGGAUACAGGAGUCUGAGUGUGGAUGUUUGACAGAACCUCAGAGAGUGUUAAAAAGAGACCCUGCAGGAUGACAGGAGGUCAAAGAGAUAUUAACCCUCUACCUGACAACGAGUCUUUGCAGCCUUUCAGCAGGCUCUACCUUAGUGACAGUGUUCUAACUAUUUAUAAGUCAUGUACAUAAUCAAACUCUUUUUUAGAUCCUGUAAUUUUAAACUAAAACUACAACUCGUCUUUUUAACUCUGUCCUUUAUUUUCUGAACCAUUCAGGAAACAGAAACACUCCCACAGUCACCAAAAUAAAAGAAGCUGCUGUAUUUUAUAAACAAAGAUUUAAUGUGAAGAUGUUAGCGUGGAGGUGGUGCAGCUCCCAGCAUGUAAAGAAACAGAAGUUUGAUUUAAUGUCUUUCUGCUCGCUUUAUUUUAUGUGAAACCACAGUCGUUUUUAAUUUCACAAAGGCAGCAGCAGACAAAAAAACUCUUCAUGACGAGUAUUUUUAUCAAAACUGUGAGGUGUUUGCACAUGUGCGUGUUUGUGUGUGUGAGCAUUUGUAUUGAUAUUUUUUUUGUUAAGUUUUGAUGUGAAAUGAUAAUGUCAGUAAAAUAAGUUUAUUUUGCAUUGUAUUUGUAUAUUCUUACCUCAUAAGACCACAGAAAUGUUUUUACUGGUGUUCAAAGUGCUGCAGGAUAUUACUGUAAAAAGUGAGGAUUUAAAUAAACCUCUAGAUGGCAGCAAACCCA
This is a messenger RNA of Cheilinus undulatus (humphead wrasse), 3042 nucleotides long. RefSeq names its product solute carrier family 6 member 16a (gene slc6a16a). Gene Ontology annotation, cellular component: membrane. Bases 230 to 2320 code for a protein of 696 amino acids. Lineage: Eukaryota; Metazoa; Chordata; Actinopteri; Labriformes; Labridae. The record is from RefSeq and is a predicted model, not a curated record. The transcript has 12 exons. Gene Ontology annotation, biological process: sodium ion transmembrane transport.